Molecule: messenger RNA, 3570 nt
Organism: Pseudozyma flocculosa PF-1
Lineage: Eukaryota; Fungi; Basidiomycota; Ustilaginomycetes; Ustilaginales; Ustilaginaceae
Exons: 4
Coding region: 1-3570 (1189 amino acids)
Source: RefSeq, a predicted model, not a curated record
AUGUCUGACGUCGAGGCCACGUCCUCGGUGCCUCCGUCAGAGGAGCCGCCGAGCUCGCCGCCGCCGCAGUCGAGCGACGGCAUCCACGACCAGAGCCUAGACCAGUCCAACGAUGACGCUGCCAAUGGCACAGCUCCCGCCAGCCACGACGACGACAUCAACUCCUCGUCGUUCGAAAAGGGGGCCGGCCCGGAGAGCGAGCAUUCAUCGUCGGAGAAAGAGGCCGGUCAGGACGAGAGCGAUGCUCCUGCAGCCAGUGCUACUGCAGCUUCCGAUGGCGCUUCGUCUGAAAAGGCAGCCGCUGCUCCCGGCGCCAAGUCACCCAGCGUGGCUUCCGUGAGGAGCACCACCACCCCUGGCGUCGUCAGGAAGCCUGUGGGCGCGACUGCCGCCACGGCUGCCACAGCCACAGGCGUCCGGAAGGUGGCCGCUCCGGGCACUCGGCCGGGCACCACGGCGGCACGACCCGGUGCCGCUGGCACCACGGCUGCCACCACCAGAACCGCUGCUGCUCGGCCCUCUGCCGUAGGCUCGGCCCGACCCGCCGCUAGCACCACUACUGCCACCGCGACUCGCCCGGGUGUCACUGCUGGAACCGCUGCAGCACGCACUACUGCUGCUCCGCGCAGCUCCGUAGCAGGAGGCGUCGCCCGACCUCCUGUCGCUGGCACUGCAGCGACGCGCACGGCCGCCACUCCCGGCGCCUCGACCGCGACUGCGCGCCGGGUGUCGACUGCCCCCUCCUCUAGUGGAGCAAGCACGGCUGCCGGAACGUCGUCUCCUGCGCGCGCAUCGACGACCGCCGCCUCGUCAGCCGCCGCCGGCACCCCAGCGAGGCGAGCAGUCGGCACGACUGGCACCACCGGCGCUGCCGUUCGAAAGCCACCCGUCUCGGGGAUGGCCCCUACCGCGUCGGCGGCCACCAAGCGCCUCUCGACGUCCGGCUCGACCUCCACUGGUGCUCCCGCCUCCACCGCCGCCGCCCGCGUCCGCAGAUCGAGCAUCACGAGCACAAGCACUGCCGGAGCCCGUCCCAGCAUCUCUGGCCGUCCAAGCGUCACUACCGCCGCCCGACCCGGCACCACCACGACCACCGCUGCCGGCGUACGGAAGGUCGCUACUCCCGGCACGACUACUGCCUUGUCCAAGGAACUGCAGGAAAAGAUCACCAAGCUCGAGGCCGAGAUCGCCGAGCAGAGCGAACAGCUCAACCAGCUCAAGGGAGAGCUCGAAACCAAGGACGAAGAGCUGCAGGCCAAGACUGUCAGUCUCUCGGCGGCCGAGGCGAAGCUGGCUUCCUUGCCGUCCAGUGGCGAAGGCGAUCCCGCGGCUCAAACAGAAGGGAGCGAUGAAAAGUCGGCUCAGCUUCAGGCCCGCAUCGAAGAGCUCGAAACCGAGCUCGAGAAGGCCAAGGCUGUCGCCGACAACGCGGCUGCCACCGAGGCGCUCGAAAAGAGCCUCGCCGAGAAAGAUGCCGCCGUCACCGAGGCAAACGACAGGAUUGCGGCCCUCGAGGCCGAGGUGCAGACGACCAAGGAGAGCCUCGAAGCCGAGCAAAAGUCCUCCGCAGCUGCCACGGCAAAGGAGUCUGGCGACAAGGACCUGUCCGCUGAGGUUGAUCAGCUCAAGGCGCAGAUCGAGGAGAGCCGAGCCACGAUCGACAAGCAGAGCGAGCAGAUCACGGCGCUCCAGGCUCAGCUGCAAGACAAGGAGACUGCGCUGGCCACGGCCCAGAAGGAUGCCGAGGGCUCGGCCGCUACGCAGACUCGCAUCGAUGAGCUCGAAGCCGAGCUCGAGCAGGCCCUGUCGGCUCUCGAGCAGGCGCGUAAGGAUUCCUCGACCGCCGGAGAGGCCGGCGCUGCCGACCUUACGGCAAAGGACAAGCUGAUCGAGGAGCUGCGGAGCAACAUCGAGGAUCUCGAAAAGGCCGCCCAGGACCUCGAAGAGAGUCACAAGUCCAAGCUGGCCGAAGCCGUUGCGGCGGCCGAGGCGGCGGCCCUCUCCAAGUCUUCGAGCGCACACUCCGAGGCGCUCGACAGCCUGCGUUCGGAACACGCGUCGGCCAAGGACGCCGCGGUGGAGGAGGCCCGCAAGCAGCUCCAGACUGAGCAUUCGGCUGCCCUCGACAAGGCGCUCGACGAGGCUCGGUCCGAGCUUUUCGCCCGCCACGCCAAGCAGCUCGAGAGGGCGGUGCAGGAGGCUAUCGCAAAGAAGACCGAAGAGCAUGCGCAGGACCUCGAAGCGGCCAAGAAGGAGACAGAGACAUCGGUCCGCGAAACGCUCGACGCCGAGCAUGCGACGGUGCUCGGUGGGCUCAAGGACGAGCACGCGAGCAAGCUGGAGGAGGUGCACUCCGGGCACGCCACUGCUCUCGAGCAGGCGAGGCAGGACGCCGAGGCUCAGCGCAAGGCGGAGAGCGACGCAGCCGAGGCCCGCCACAAGGAGCUGCAGGAGGAGCUGAGCCAGGUCAAGACCGAGCUCGCCUCGCAGGAGUCCAAGUACCAGGCCCAGGUGGACGAGGUCAAGGUCGAGCACCAGCGCAAGCUCGAGGAGGCGUUCGACGCAGCCCGCGCCGAAGCGGGCGACUCUCACUCGGUCGAUCUUCAGACUCUCAAGGAGCAAUCGGCCCGCACCGUCGAGCAGCUCCGCAAGUCGCACGCCGAGGAACUCGACUCGCUGCGCAAGAGCCACGAGGCAGUCCUCUCGGACAUGGGCGAGCAAGGCGGCGCCGAGUCCAAGAAGCUCCAACUCGACCUCGUCGCAACCCAGACUGACCUCAAGAAGGUCAAGGAGGCACUGACCCAGACCGAGAAGGAGCAUCAGCUGGCCGAGGCGCGCGUCAAGGAGCUCACCGAGGCGCUCGAGGCGGCCAAGUCGGACUCGGCGCGUGCUGUCGAGGAGUCGGGCAAGGCGGGGGCCGACGAGCUGGCCAAGCUGCGCAAGCAGCUUGCAGAGCUGUCGACCGAGCUCGAGGAGACCAAGACGGCGCACAACCAGAGCCAGGCUGCCUUUGUCGACCAAUUCGAGUCGAUCGGCAAGUCGCACGAGGACGACAAGAAGGCGCUCGUCGAAAGGCACGUCCAGGAGAUGGAGGCGCUCCGCAAGAGCCACGACGAAGACCUCAAGGGCUUCCAGGAGAAGAACCUCAGCGACACCGGCAGGCUGAUGGACCUGCAGGACAAGCUCAACGACGUCGAAAAGGCGCGCGACGCCGCCAUCACCGAGGCCAAGGCCGCCAACGCCAAGCUGGCCGCGGCGCUCAAGGAUCACCAGGUCCAGAACGGCGGACCGGACGACACGACCGAGCUCGAAAAGCUGCACCGCGCCCACACCGAGAAGACGUCGCAGCUCCUGUCGCAGCACGCCGAGCAGCUGCGCCGACUCGAGGAGCUCAAGCAGGCGGCCGAGGGCAAGGUCGAGGGCCUGGAAAAGGAGCUGAGCAACGCCAAGAUGGAAGUCCAGUUCCUCACCUCCGAGACCGAGGACGUCGAAGCGCUCAAGGCCGAGAUCCGCGAGCAAGAGGCCAAGAUUGCCAAGCUACUCUCGGCCCAGGCCGAGGCCCAAGCCUGA